Messenger RNA from Zea mays, 1739 nucleotides. Its product is annotated as putative transcription factor bHLH041. The coding region runs from base 128 to 1600 and encodes 490 amino acids. The record is from RefSeq and is marked validated. Gene Ontology annotation, molecular function: protein dimerization activity. The transcript is spliced from 5 exons. NCBI's taxonomy places the organism in Eukaryota, Viridiplantae, Streptophyta, Magnoliopsida, Poales, Poaceae.
UGCAACUUGAGGUUUCGUUCCUUUCGCUCAUCAGCCAUGGCCAUGGCGCGCGAUAUGAUUCGAUCUCUGCCUAUGCUCCUCGCGCAGGUGCGUGCCGGGGUGGGCGUACAAGGACGGCCGCGCGUACAUGGAGCUGCCGGCACACGACCUCACGACCUCGGCGUCGCUGCCAGUGCAGCAACAGUUCUAUCAGGAAGCUGGCAUUCAGAUGGCGGCAUUCAUGGGAUGCGAGAGCGGCGAGGUCGAGAUCGGCAUGUAUACGGCGCCAACUAGCGGGACGUCUCCGAUGAGCCUGGAGUCGACCUUGCAGCAGGUUUUCUCGGAGGACUUCUUCCAGCAGUCGCUGCUGGAGGAACUGCUCCAGCUGCCACCGACGCGGCCAUCGUCGCCGUCCGUCUCCGUGGGCAGCCCGGCGGCCGAUGCCUUGACGUCGCUUCCCCGCACGAUGGCCGCCACGCCGACGCCGUCCUCCUCCGUAGAGCGACGGGCGCCGCCGGUUCCACCGCCUCCUCCGCCCCACGCGCGCCCGCCGGUCUUCCCCGUCCCCUUCGCUCGGCACGGCCCAGGUCACGUCCGUUUCCCGAGCGCCGACACCGACGACGCCGCGAUGGCGCAGGCCAUGAUCGACGUCAUCUCCGGCGCCUCGUCUUCCUCGGCGCUCCCCACUCCACCGUCCACGGCCACGGCACCUCCUCCUCCGGGAAAGCACCACCGCGCGCGGCGGCGUCGUGGGGCGGCAACGGCGUUCCGGGCGUACAACGCGGCGCUGGCGCCCAGGGCGCCGUGGCGGCCACCGGGCGUCCCAGGGCAGCGCAUGAUCAAGAUGGGCAUCUCCAUCCUGAGGAGGAUGCACAUGCUCAGGUUCAGUCGGGAGCGCACUGGCACCACGAUGGCGCAGAGGGGCCAGGAGGGAGAGGAUGACCUGUCGUCGCCGGCCGUGCCGACGAGCAGCCAGCUCAACCAUAUGAUAUCGGAGCGGCGGCGGCGGGAGAGGCUCAACGAGAGCUUCGAGGCGCUUAGAGGCUUGCUCCCACCGGGAUCAAAGAAAGACAAGGCUACUGUGCUGGCCAAGACGCUGGACUACAUGAGCAUUCUAGUAGCUCAAAUAGCCGACCUCGAGGCGAAGAACCGGAGCCUGGAGAGCCGAGCUCAGCACCACCAUCGGCACGCCAAUGGCGGCUCCAAUGGCGGGCGAGUAGUGGUCCUGCAGGGGCUGAUGAGCGGCACGUCGUCUUCGGAGAGGGUGCAGGUCCACGUGACCGCCGGCGCCGGCGAUGUCGGCACGUCGGCCUCGUCGCCGUCAGCAGGCCCGCCGCCGCCGGCCAGCCGGGAGGUGGAGGAGACCGUGCGGGUGCACGCGCGGGCGGCGCGGAGCGACGUGGCGGAGCUGGUCGCCCGCGCGCUGGCCGCGAUCAAGGGCAUGGGGCGCUUCACGGUGGUGGCCGUUGACGCCGGCCGGUCCAGCGAUGGCGGCGGUGACUUUGCUCAGGCCACAUUCACGCUGCGAGCGACGACAGGCGAAUUCGACGCGGCGUCGCUGAGGGAGGCCGUGGCGAAGGCUGCCGAUGAUUCCGCCACGCCGCCAUCGGACGACUCGUAGGGCGCGUUUGUUUCGCCUUUUUUUUUCUUUAAUUUCUGAUAAUCUUUUCUGAGAAUUUGGUUACGAAUAAUUGGGCCUGUUUGGUUUGUGGCUAAAUGUGUCACACUUUGCGUAAGGUUAGUCAUUCAUAUUGAAUAAC